Molecule: messenger RNA, 824 nt
Organism: Closterium sp. NIES-65
Lineage: Eukaryota; Viridiplantae; Streptophyta; Zygnematophyceae; Desmidiales; Closteriaceae
Source: the annotation of a GenBank genome assembly
GUUCGGAGGAGGACAGGCAAGCGUAUUUCUCUCGCAGAGAGCUUACACUACGCACGCGUGGACAAGCAACAACCAUCCAGGAGCUGUUAAACAUCCGCGCGAGCCGCUCCGAGUGGCUGCGGGAGAGGACGCUCGCGACGGCCGUGGGCGUGCGCAUCCGCAACGGCCAGUACACCGACCGCCCCGCCAUCCUCGCCUUCGUCUUCUCCAAGGUGCAUCCCAACUGGUUACCACCGGACCGCUUGUUACCAGCUCGCCUGGAGGGCGAGGGGUCGCUGUGGUGCGACCUCGACGUGCUCGAGUUCGCCUGCCUGCCCGGCCGCCAGCCAGCGCGGGACAGGGCGAGGGCGGAGGAGGAGAGCAGCGAGCUUGUGGACGACCUGCGCGGCUGCAGUGCCCUACUGGGCCCCGGCUCUCAGGUGGCAUGCGAUGACACUUUCGUCACCAUGGGCCCCAUCGUUGUCAACAGCUCAGCGCCACAUCAGCUCGGCUUUCUCACCAACAGCCAUGUGGCAGGCACGUCGCCUGAGAUGUCAGAGGGGCGCUGCCUAUACCACCCACACUGCCCAAGCCACGGCCCUGGCGUGCCUAUCGGGGAGGUUCGGCGCAUGGUGUCCUUCCGAAGCGACCUGGAGUGGUUCGGGUUCUACAUUAACCACCAGCCUGACAUCAGGGUGAGGGUGGACGGGGCGUUUGCGGCCUUCACAUCGGCCAUCCACGCGAAUCACAUCACGGCGCGCCCAAGGGGCCUGCCACGCGGCGCAGUGGGCCCGGUGAUCGAGAUCCUCCCCACAUGGCCCGUCACUGCCCUCGUCUCGCAGCAG